Molecule: messenger RNA, 423 nt
Organism: Rotaria sp. Silwood1
Lineage: Eukaryota; Metazoa; Rotifera; Eurotatoria; Philodinida; Philodinidae
Source: the annotation of a GenBank genome assembly
AUGGCAGCAUCUAAACGAUUUCGUCAGCGAAUAUUAAUAGAUAAUAAAAAUUUUUCAAUAUCUCCAAGGACUUUUAUUGAAACUCUAUUAACACCAACAAUUAAUGUAUCACAAAUAACAGAGAAUCAUUUGAAUAUUUCAAAUAAUAAAGAACCUAUUCAAACUAAUCAACUAGUCGAUAUACAACAACAAAGAGAUGAUGAAUUUGGUGAAAAGUCUAAAUUAUUUCAGAAUAAUUUCGAAAUUAUAUCAAAGACAAUAACAAAUAAUAAGCAAACAAAUGAUAACAUAACUAAAAUCAUUGUUGAUGAAAUACAGAAUAACAAUGAAGAUGAUUGGGUGUGCCCCGUAGCUGUAGCAUUGAGAAAAGCAGGCUAUAAUGUACCAUUGAGACCUUCAAAAUCUUGGCUUGAACGAGGUUAG